AUGCCGUCGAAGGCGGAGACAGAGAGCAUCCACUCCGCACAGUCACAUAACUCUGACCAAAUUUCUUCCUUCGUCGGCAUCAACACUGGAUGUGGCAAGCUCAACAUCAGCACCAAACAAGGGAAGAACCUACACUUCCUACAGAUGGUGGUGUUACCGCUCAUCCCAAUCAUCGGCCUCAUAGUCCAGAACUGCAUCACCAUGGAAACUGUCAUCCUCUACCAGUCAGAGAUCAGCCGAGUCAACGACGGAAUCCAGUCAACAGUGACGCUGGGAGCCUUAGUAGCAGCCAUUCAGAUGGAGAGACUGUCUGUGGCUUACUAUGUCUUCACCAAUGGCUCCUCCCUCACGUAUGUCUUCACCAAUGGCUCCUCCCUCACAGCCAACCUAAGCAGCACCUACGCCAAUACCAACAAAGUAAUAAAGGAAUUAGCAGUGUGGCCAAACAUAGAUGAGAAGACUGACUUGUUUGAGAGUCCACAACACUUUCAGAUCCGAUUAAAUGAUUUCAGAAACAAGCUGGACGCCAACGACAUAUACAUCAGAGACAAGAUGGAGUUCUACAGCCUGAUCACUAAGUCUCUCAUCACACAGCUCAUCGUGUUCACCAGCAACACCAGUUCCCCGGGCCUCUGGCAGCUGGUGGAGGGCUACAAGAGCACCAUCUCCGCUAUAGAGAACAUGGGCCGCUCUAUCAUCUAUGGCCUCAAUUACUUCGGCCGUGGCCACGUAGACCAGUAUGGCCUCUACCAGUAUGUGCGGUUGUGGGCCAUAUCCAACAACGGCCUAAGGACAACCAUGGAAUUCUCAAAGAAGAGCGCGUCUACCAUCUCAGGCAUCAGACAGCUGCCGUACUUAGAGCAGAUCAGGGAAUGGAAUGCAGAGAUCAGACGUAACGAACACAUCAACGGCAGUACUGACAUCGCCACCCAGUACAUCACCUUCAUGGCCAAGUACCUUCAGGACCUAAGACUGGCCCAGAGAGACCUACAGCAGGAGAUUAGGAAGACUGUUAACGAGCAGCUGACGGUGGCUGACAGUGAAGAGGCUGUCAGCAUCGCCGUCCUGGUGUUAGUACUGACUAUCUCCCCGAUCAUCGUCAUUUUGGUCAGGAAAGCUACACACAUGGUCGAGAUGUUCUCGGACACACUGGCAGUAAAGAUGGGACAGUUGAAGACAGAGAAGAAGAGAAGUGACCGUCUCCUGUACCAGAUGUUACCCGUGGUGGUGGCCAAGCAACUCAGGCAGAAGAAACAGGUGCCAGCGGAAAGCUUCGAGAGUGCGUCCGUGUAUUUCAGCGAUAUUGUUGGCUUCGAGGAGUUGUGUUCUGAGAGCUCCCCCAUGCAGAUCGUCUCACUACUCAACUCCCAGUACAAGGUGUUCGACUCGAGGCUGGAGCGUUACGACGUGUAUAAAGUUGAGACGAUUGGCGACGCUUACAUGGUGGUGUCCGGCCUACCUAAGAGGAACGGUCAAAGGCACGCGAUGGAAAUUGGAAGCUUGGCUCUCGACCUACGAAACGCCGUUCAGUCCAUCCCCAUCCAGCACAAAUCCGGCGGCUACCUGCAGGUAACACCGCCCUGGGGAGCUUAUUAUGAUUCACCUCACCUGAGUACAGAUUUAAGGCUCUUACUGAAGCUUGUUAGCACACCUGGUUUAAACAUGAGACCUAAAGAGGGCAAGAUAUAG
Homarus americanus (American lobster) is the source of this 1689-nucleotide messenger RNA. RefSeq lists its product as uncharacterized. Bases 1 to 1689 code for a protein of 562 amino acids. Gene Ontology annotation, molecular function: guanylate cyclase activity; peptide receptor activity. The transcript has 12 exons. The record is from RefSeq and is a predicted model, not a curated record. NCBI's taxonomy places the organism in Eukaryota, Metazoa, Arthropoda, Malacostraca, Decapoda, Nephropidae. Gene Ontology annotation, biological process: receptor guanylyl cyclase signaling pathway; cGMP biosynthetic process; intracellular signal transduction.